Molecule: messenger RNA, 2689 nt
Organism: Pseudonaja textilis
Lineage: Eukaryota; Metazoa; Chordata; Lepidosauria; Squamata; Elapidae
Gene: FOXRED2
Product: FAD dependent oxidoreductase domain containing 2
Biological process (GO): ERAD pathway
Cellular component (GO): endoplasmic reticulum lumen
Molecular function (GO): monooxygenase activity; flavin adenine dinucleotide binding
Source: RefSeq, a predicted model, not a curated record
CUGGCUGAGCUGAUCCGCUUAGGAGGCGCGAGAGACGAGCUGUUGAAGCUCCGGGUGUCGCGGGUGCUUUCGGGCUGCUUCUACCUUGGAGGAUCCGGAGGUCCAUGGCCUCGACAACGCUGGCCUGUCGCCCCUUGCUGCAUGUAUUCGCUAGUGGCUGAGCCUUAACUAGCAGCUUUGCUGCCAACGGAGACCUCAGUUAUGUCCGCACAUCUCGCGGGCUGCCGGUCGCGUCCUUUUCCCCUUUGAGUGUUGUGACUGUUCGCAGCUGAGGUCCACAAGACGCGCUGCGUUGUUUCUAUGCUGUCGGAAUCCGAGGGGGACUUGCACGUGUUGGGUUGGUCAGGCAUUGCCAGCCUUGGGAUUCUUUUCAGUCCCUCCGUCCCCUCCCUCCUUCUAGAUGGCUUGCAAACAUGUUAAAACGAUUUCCAUAACGCCGUUGGAAGGCACCAGGUCGAGGUUCAAGGGUGAUGGAUACUAUUCUACCCAUUCUGCCUUGCCAAGAUUGAAUAAUGGUUUUUGUCAAAGAACUUUGCAGAGCUGCUAGUGUGUGCAAUUCUCAAAAGUGCCUUGAACAAAGUUAGACACCUUACCAGCAACAUGGUGCUAUCGUUUCUUUUGCUCAUCUUUGCCUUGUCCAUAGCCUCUUCCUGGUCUGAUGACAUUCUCUACCAUGACUAUUGUAUUAUUGGGGCUGGCCCUUCAGGCUUGCAGAUGGCCUAUUUCCUUCAACAUGCAGGUCGGAACUAUGUUGUCUUUGAACGUAGAAAUACACCAGGGUACUUUUUCACCUUGUAUCCCCGUCAUCGAAAAUUGAUCAGCAUCAAUAAACGUUACACUGGCAAAUCAAACAGUGAAUUCAACCUUCGCCAUGAUUGGAACUCAUUGCUUAGCCACAAUAACCAACUGCUUUUUCAACACUACUCUCAGGAUUUCUUCCCUGAUGCUGAUUCUAUGGUGCAUUAUCUGGCUGAUUUUGCUUCCAAACUAGACCUCCAUGUGCACUAUAACACAUCCAUUGUACUUGUGAUGCUGGAAAAAGAUCUUAAUGCUUGGAAUGGUCAUUACUUCAUCCUCAGAGACCAAAAUGAUCAGAAUUACAAAUGCAGUGUUCUUUUGGUGGCCACAGGUAUGUGGGUUCCUCACGAAGUGAACUUUCCAGGUUCAGAAUAUGUUGAAGGUUAUGAAUCUGUGUCAAUCGAUCCAAAAGAUUUUGUUGGACAGUCUGUAUUGAUCUUGGGUCGGGGAAAUUCUGCCUUUGAAACAGCAGAGAACAUUCUGGGUGUCACCAAUUUUGUACACAUGGUAGGCCGAUCUCGAGUUCGUCUUUCUUGGGCUACUCAUUACGUUGGAGAUCUGAGAGCAAUUAACAAUGGGCUCUUAGAUACAUACCAGUUGAAGUCUUUGGAUGGACUUAUAGAAGGUGAUCUAGAAGACUUAGUUCUCAUCAAAGACAGAAAAGGAAAGCUGCAUAUCACCCUUCGGUACUAUUUGGAGAACAGCAAUAGCAGUGACCCAGAAUCUGUCACUCUUCCACAGGAUGAAUUAGACAACUUUGCCACUCGUGCACCUUAUGACCGUGCCAUUCGCUGCCUGGGUUGGAAGUUUGACUUUGCCAUAUUCAACAAGUCUCUUGGUUUGAUGCAUGGCAAAGGCAGUAAGAAGAAGUAUCCUUUGAUCAAGCCCAGCUAUGAAGCCAAAGCUACUCGAGGUCUCUUUCUUCUCGGAACUGCAAGCCACUCAGUGGAUUUCAGGAAAUCUGCUGGUGGUUUUAUUCAUGGCUUCCGAUACACAGCCCGUGCAGUUCAUCGCUUACUAGAAGUCCGUCACCACAAAGUGCCCUGGCCAGCCUCCAACAAUCCGGUUGUGCAGUUAACAAAUGCUAUUGUCAGGCGGGUGAAUGAGGCAUCUGGGCUCUAUCAGAUGUUUAGCGUGUUGGCAGACAUCAUUUUGCUGAAAGAGAAUGCUACAAAAUUUGAAUACCUGGAGGAGUAUCCAAUUGGAGUCCUACAAGACCUGGAAUGGCGCACAGGAAGAAAGGUGCAGGAUGGACUUUUUGUCAUUGUGAUGGAGUAUGGAAAGAACUUCUCUGGUCCUGACAAGGAUGUCUUCUACUAUAACCGUGCAGUAGGAGAGCCAGAGCAUGCUUGGCAGUCUAACUUCCUGCAUCCUGUAAUUUAUUAUUAUAAGCAACUUCCCACUGAACGAGAAAUGAGACUUUGCCCACCAGAUUGGCCCUUGCCUCGCCCAGACGCAAUCCAUCAUAUUGUGGAAGAUUUCCUGACUGACUGGACUGCACCAAAUGCACAUGUCCUCCCACUGAGACGUUUCUUGGAGAAUUGCCUUGAAACUGAUUUGCGCAGAUUCUAUGCAGAAUCCUGCUUUCUGUUUGCCUUCACUCACUUGAAGCUGCCUCCCUUCUGCCAGCAAGGAUACAUGAGAAAGCAAGGGCUUGUGGGAACUGAAAAGCUUCAGCAUCACAGAAUAGCAGCAGAGUUGAUUGAACAUACAGCUAUGAAGUCUCAAGGUGAACAAGAGAGUAGUGCUAUGCAAUCCCACAACCAGCUGCUGACAAGUACAAAGAUAUCUAGUCAUCAGCUGCAACAUCUUACAACCACCAAGGAUGAACUUUAGCUUCCACCCAACUAUUUCAAAAUUCACAAGCGUUACAGCCACAAUACAUGGCAAA